Messenger RNA from Sceloporus undulatus (fence lizard), 9323 nucleotides. RefSeq names its product dedicator of cytokinesis 4 (gene DOCK4). Gene Ontology annotation, biological process: small GTPase-mediated signal transduction; cell chemotaxis. Bases 344 to 6190 code for a protein of 1948 amino acids. The transcript has 54 exons. The record is from RefSeq and is a predicted model, not a curated record. Gene Ontology annotation, molecular function: GTPase activator activity; guanyl-nucleotide exchange factor activity; small GTPase binding. Lineage: Eukaryota; Metazoa; Chordata; Lepidosauria; Squamata; Phrynosomatidae. Gene Ontology annotation, cellular component: cytoplasm; plasma membrane.
GAGCACAACACAACACUUGGUAAAGCUGGAAAAUGUUGUCACUCAGAGGUGUACGAAGCACUGAUUCCUUGCCAUUAGUAUUCCAGUGAGAUUUUGCCAUGUCCAAAACAAAACCUUGCCCUUCAGAAGAAAGAGAUAAGAAAAAGAGACAAUAAUUGCAAGUUUUCGAGGAGCAGUCCCACAUGGUUUAUCACUGGAGAUUGGAGACACUGUUCAAAUACUGGAGAAAUGUGAUGGCUGGUACAGAGGAUUUGCCUUAAAAAACCCACAUCUUAAGGGUAUCUUCCCAUCCAACUAUAUUCACUUGAAAAAUGCAUGUGUUAAGAACAAAGGGCAAUUUGAAAUGGUUGUUCCAACAGAGGAUUCUGUUAUUACAGAGAUGACAUCAACAUUAAGAGACUGGGGGACAAUGUGGAAACAACUUUAUGUGAGAAAUGAAGGGGAUCUCUUUCACCGAUUAUGGCACAUAAUGAAUGAAAUACUAGACCUACGACGGCAAGUACUGGUGGGCCAUCUCACUCAUGAUAGGAUGAAGGAUGUCAAACGGCACAUCACUGCCCGCUUGGACUGGGGCAACGAACAACUGGGAUUGGACUUGGUUCCAAGAAAGGAAUAUGGAAUGGUAGAUCCAGAGGAAAUCAGUAUUACAGAGCUGUAUAGAUUGAUGGAGCACCGUCAUCGCAAGAAAGACACACCCGUUCCAGCAAGCAGCCACCACCUCUUUGUUCAGAUGAAGAGCCUAAUGUGUUCUAACCUGGGAGAAGAACUGGAAGUAAUAUUCUCACUUUUUGAUAGUAAAGAGAAUCGACCAAUCAGUGAGAGAUUUUUUUUAAGACUUAAUCGGAAUGGUUUGCCAAAAUGUCCAGAGAAGCCAGAAAGACAUUGUUCUCUUUUUGUGGAUUUGGGAAGCAGUGAGCUCAGGAAGGACAUCUACAUCACUGUCCAUAUUAUUCGCAUUGGUCGAAUGGGAGCUGGGGAAAAGAAAAAUGCUUGCAAUGUACAGUACCGGCGACCUUUUGGUUGUGCAGUCCUCAGCAUUGCAGACCUACUAGCAGGAGACACGAAAGAUGACCUUAUUUUAAAAGUAUACAUGUGCAACACGGAAAGUGACUGGUAUCAGAUCCAUGAAAACAUCAUCAAAAAACUAAAUGCUCGUUAUAACCUAACAGGAUCCAAUGCAGGGCUGGCUGUCUCUCUUCAAUUGCUACAUGGGGACAUUGAACAAAUCAGGAGGGACUACACAUCCAUGUUUACCCAUGGAGUCUCAAUAACAAGAAAGCUGGGCUUUUCCAAUAUUAUCAUGCCAGGUGAAAUGAGAAAUGAUUUGUAUAUCACAAUAGAAAGAGGGGAGUUUGAAAAAGGAGGGAAAAGUGUGGCCCGGAAUGUGGAAAUAACAAUGUACAUUGUGGACUGUGGUGGUCAAAUUUUAAAGGAUUUUAUUUCCUUUGGCUCUGGAGAACCACCAGCCAGUGACUUCCACUCCUUUGUGCUGUACCACAACAACAGUCCCAGGUGGGCGGAGCUGCUGAAACUUCCCAUUCCUGUGGAUAAAUUCAGGGGAGCACACCUUCGCUUUGAAUUCCGACACUGUUCCACAAAAGAAAAGGGGGAGAAGAAGUUGUUUGGUUUUUCUUUCGUCCCUCUGAUGCAGGAAAAUGGAAGGACGCUGCCAGAUGGCACUCACGAGCUCAUUGUUCACAAGUGUGAAGAAAAUGUAAGUCUUCAGGAUUCUAGUCGCUACCUCAAAUUCCCCUUUUCAAAGGGACAUCUCCUUGCAAACAACCACCAAGCAGUAAAAACCACUAAGGAAUCAUUCUGGAUUACGUCUUUCCUGUGUUCAACUAAACUCACUCAAAAUGGGGACAUGCUUGAUCUUCUCAAGUGGCGAGCCCAUCCAGAAAAAAUUGCAGGCUGCCUCUCCAAACUGAAAGAUAUUGAUGGGUCAGAAAUCGUCAAGUUUCUUCAAGAUACACUGGACACUUUAUUUGGAAUUUUAGAUGAAAAUUCUCAAAAAUAUGGCUCCCAUGUAUUUGAUUGUUUGGUCCAUAUAAUUAACUUGCUGCAGGACAGCAAAUUCCACCAUUUUAAGCCAGUUAUGGACACCUACAUUGAAAGUCACUUUGCAGGAGCACUUGCAUACAGAGACCUCAUAAAGGUGUUGAAGUGGCAUGUAGAUCGAAUAACAGAAGUGGAAAGACAGACACACAACCAGGAAGUAUUAAAGGCACAAGAAUAUAUAUUUAAGUAUAUAGUCCAGUCUCGGAAACUGUUCUCUCUUGCUACUGGUGGACAAAAUGAGGAGGAAUUCUGCUGUUGUAUUCAAGAGCUGCUGAUGUCUGUGCGAUUCUUCCUUUCCCAAGAAACCAAAGGGACUAGUGCUUUAUCUCAGGCCCAGGUGGUCUUUCUAAACUCCUUUCCAGCUGUAUACUCAGAGCUACUAAAACUUUUUGAUGUGAGAGAGGUGGCAAAUUUGGUGCGUGAUACUCUGGGAAGCUUGCCAACCAUCACUAAUGCAGAUGAAUCCCUUCAAGCUGUGAAACUCCAGUGCAUUGGAAAGACGGUGGAGAGCGAACUGUACACCAAUCCAGAGUCCCGAUAUAUCCUACUGCCAGUAGUUUUGCAUCACCUCUACGUACAUCUGCAAGAACAAAAGGAUCUGAUCAUGUGCGCACGCAUCCUUAGCAACAUAUUUUGCCGCAUUAAGAAAAAUAGUUCUGAAAAGUCAGUUUUGGAAGAAAUAGAUGUCAUUGUCAGUAGUCUGCUAGAUGUGCUGCUGAGGACCAUCCUAGAGAUCACAAGCCGCCCUCAGCCUGCAGGGUCUGCGACAAGGCUACAGUUUCAGGAUGUUACUGGAGAAUUUGUUUCAUGUCUAUUGUCAUUGCUACGACAAAUGACAGACAGACAUUACCAGCAACUUCUUGACAGAUUCAAGACAAAGGAUGAGCUAAGAGAUUUCUUGUUACAGAUCUUUACAGUCUUUCGCAUAUUAAUACGACCAGAGAUGUUCCCAAAAGAUUGGACAGUGAUGCGUUUAGUUGCUAACAAUGUUAUUAUUACAACAGUGUUAUACCUUUCGGAUGCCCUUCGUAAAAACUUUUUAAAUGAGAGCUUUGAUUACAAGAUUUGGGAUUCCUACUUUUACCUUGCUGUCAUUUUUAUAAACCAGUUAUGUCUGCAAUUAGAAAUGUUCACACCUUCCAAGAAGAAAAAGGUAUUGGAAAAGUAUGGUGAUAUGCGGGUGACAAUGGGAUGUGAGAUAUUCAGCAUGUGGCAAAAUUUAGGAGAACACAAAGUCCAUUUCAUCCCAGCACUGAUUGGGCCUUUUUUAGAAGUGACACUUAUACCUCAGCCUGACCUACGGAAUGUAAUGAUUCCUAUUUUCCAUGAUAUGAUGGACUGGGAGCAAAGGCGCAGUGGCAACUUUAAACAGGUAGAAGCAAAAUUGAUUGACAAAUUGGAUAGUUUGAUGUCAGAAGGAAAAGGUGAUGAAACAUACCGGGAACUCUUCAAUAGUAUAAUUCCACUCUUUGGUCCUUAUCCCAGCCUGCUGAAGAAAAUUGAACGUGAAACAUGGAGAGAAAGUGGUGUUUCAUUAAUCGCCACAGUAACCCGUCUUAUGGAGAGGCUGCUGGACUACAGGGACUGCAUGAAAAUGGGAGAAGUAGAUGGCAAAAAGAUUGGCUGUACUGUCAGUUUGUUGAAUUUUUAUAAAACAGAAUUGAACAAGGAGGAGAUGUAUAUCCGCUAUAUACAUAAAUUGUAUGAUCUGCACUUAAAAGCACAAAAUUUUACAGAAGCUGCUUAUACACUGUUGCUAUAUGAUGAACUGUUGGAAUGGUCAGACCGGCCACUGCGAGAAUUUCUGAACUAUCCCAUGCAGACAGAGUGGCAACGUAAAGAGUAUCUUCAUCUCACUAUAAUCCAGAAUUUUGAUAGAGGAAAAUGCUGGGAGAAUGGCAUCAUCUUAUGCAGGAAGAUUGCUGAACAGUAUGAAAGCUAUUAUGACUACAGAAACCUCAGCAAGAUGCGGGUGAUGGAAGCCUCUUUGUAUGAUAAAAUUAUGGAUCAGCAGCGUUUGGAGCCUGAGUUUUUCCGGGUUGGGUUUUAUGGGAAAAAGUUUCCUUUUUUCUUACGAAACAAAGAGUUUGUUUGCCGAGGCCAUGACUAUGAGCGUCUAGAGGCUUUUCAGCAGCGGAUGUUAAACGAGUUCCCACAUGCCAUUGCUAUGCAACAUGCCAAUCAGCCAGAUGAAACCAUCUUUCAAGCAGAGGCACAAUAUCUGCAAAUCUAUGCUGUGACACCAAUUCCAGAAAGCCAAGAAGUGCUGCAGAGAGAAGGCAUUCCAGAUAACAUCAAAAGUUUUUAUAAAGUAAAUCACAUCUGGCGAUUCCGAUAUGACAGGCCAUUCCACAAAGGCACCAAAGACAAGGACAAUGAAUUCAAGAGUUUGUGGAUAGAGAGGACCACAUUGAUCUUGGUGCAGAGUUUGCCUGGUAUUUCUCGUUGGUUUGAAGUGGAAAAACGUGAAGUGGUGGAAAUGAGCCCUUUGGAGAAUGCUAUUGAAGUGUUGGAAAAUAAAAACCAGCAACUGAGGACGCUGAUCAGUCAGUGUCAGACUCGACAGAUGCAGAAUAUCAACCCUCUCACAAUGUGCUUAAAUGGGGUCAUUGAUGCAGCUGUGAAUGGUGGAGUUGCCAGGUACCAAGAAGCAUUCUUUGUGAAGGAAUAUGUCCUGAACCACCCAGAGGAUGGAGAGAAGAUCACAUGCUUGAGAGAAUUGAUGCUUGAACAGGCCCAGAUUUUGGAAUUUGGCCUAGCUGUGCAUGAGAAGUUUGUUCCUCAAGAUAUGAGGCCAUUACAUAAAAAACUAGUGGAUCAAUUCUUUGUGAUGAAAUCAAGUUUGGGAAUACAGGAAUUUGCUGCAUGCAUCCAGGCCAGUCCAGUUCAUUUUCCGAAUGGGAGCCCUCGUGUCUCUAGAAAUUCAAUGCCAGUUUCUAUGAGUCCAGAGGGUGCCAGAGUAAUUCCUCGACGUAGCCCAUUAAGUUACCCAGCUGUCAACAGAUACUCUUCCUCAUCAUUGUCCUCUCAAGCUUCUGCAGAGGUCAGCAAUAUAACUGGGCAGUCUGAAAGUUCUGAUGAAGUUUUCAACAUGCAGCCAAGUCCAUCUACCUCAAGCCUGAGUUCCACUCAUUCCGCUUCACCUAAUGUGACCAGCUCUGCUCCAUCCAGUGCCAGAGGCUCACCUCUGUUGUCUGACAAGCUUAAACAUUCCAGAGAAAAUUCUUGCCUAUCUCCAAGGGAAAGGCCCUGUAGUGCUAUUUACCCUAAUCCUGCUGAGCCUUCACAGCCUGCAAACUCUGGCUUUGCCAAGUGGAAUGAGGCCUCCAUUCCGCGCUGCAUCAGAGAUUCACCAAGGGAGCCUGAAGAGCAUAUAGGCCCAGUAGCUGCUCUGCCAGAGGCUUACCUAACAGGAAAAUCUCCCAAUCUAUCAACAUCCUCAGUAGUCCCUGACAGGAGAAUUCUGUUCAAUCAUAUUGGAGAUGGCGCUUUGCCAAGAAGUGAUCCUAAUUUGUCUGGUCCUGAGAAAGCUGUAAACAGCACUCCCAGCAGCUGGAGCCUUGAUAGUGGAAAAGAGGCCAGAAACAUGUCAGAGUGUGGAAAGCUUAUGUCUCCUCCGGUGCCACCACGCCCCACACAAACUGCAUCCCCAGCUCGACACAUAACCUCAGUCUCCCCUUCCCCUGCUGGAAGAUCUCCAAUGAAGAACUGUGUACAAUCGUUUACUCCAUCUCCUGUGGACUACCAUUCCUCAGGACUCAUCUCUAACUCCCCAGUCUUAUCAGGAAGUUACAGCAGUGGCAUCUCCUCACUCAGUAGAUGUAGCACAUCUGAAACAUCUGGCUUUGAAAGUCACAUCAGUGAACACCCAGUACCAAUUUCUAACUGCAGUGUUUCUGAAGAGCAAGUGAGAAAAGAAAGUAAGACUCCACCACCUUACAGUGUAUAUGAACGGACACUGAGGCGCCCUGUCCCGCUACCUCACAGUCUUUCCAUCCCCAUUCCAACGGAUCCACCAGCAUUGCCACCCAAGCCCCUGUUGGUCCGACCGAACAAUCUGGAAAAUAGUAACAAGAGAACUGAACAAGUCCCUCGGCCCAGGCCUCUUCCACGAAAAGUGUCUCAGUUAUAAAAAAACAGAAAGAAAGAAAGAAAGAAAGUCAUUUUUGAAAUGACAGGUGGGGGGAAAGCCCACAUCUAAUAUAGGCACUUUAAUAUUUUUCACAAAAAUACUUUCCAGUGAUUUUUUAAAAUUGCUUAAUAUCAUGUUGCACAUUUUUUUUUGUCAAAUGAAAGUACUAACCUAGAAUGCAAGACAUUACAGAAACAGAAGGGGGGAAAAGACUGAGAGGAUUGCAUUAGUAUUAAGUACAGGAAAUGUGGAUGCAUAUUAAUUUGAAUGAGCUUGAUCUCCCUCCCGCCCAAUGUAGUUUAAUUGAAACUAUACUUCCCUUCCACAGUUCCUUGUUUGUAUGACACUGUACUUUUUAGAGCAUGCAAAGUAGUAUGGUUUAAACUAAGUAUAUUAAAAGGCUGGUAUGAUAAGAUAUAAUUUCUACAUUUUUGCAAACAUUUUGAAAGCUGUUUUCUUACCACUUUUGAGCCUGCUAAUUUAUGUACACAAACAAAAGUGAUGAUAAUUCAAGUGAUCAGAUUGCAUUGGAGUAUUGAAAGGAUGUUGUUGUUUCUGAUUUCAUGAAACAGGAUACCUGGUUUGAGUUCCUUAUUUCUACCAACAUAUUACUGAAUUGUAUUAAAUGUAUUGAUUUACAUUUUGAGAUCUGUUUUUUAGGGGGGGGGGGGAAUCAGCAUUAUGCUAUUGGUUUAUCAUGCACAUUUCACAACUUAUUUUACUUUUCUUGAGGUACAAUUUACUUCACAGUUCCAUAUAGCUGAUAAAAUAUGUUAUGAUUGCCAUAAAAGUUGGUUGUAUAUUUGUACCUAACAUAAAAGUUCAUUUUUUAAAAUUAUUUGAUGACAGGGAAUUAAUUUUUGAGUUGUUCUUGUAGCUCAAAUGACUAUGUGUACUAGGGAGCUAAUAAUGACCAUAGUUAGUGCUGCAAAAUGAGCAUAAAGAUGGAGAUAAAUUUAUACAAAUAAGUGUGCAUGAGAUAUAACUGGAAAGGGCAUUAAAUUUAGUAUUCAAUUCAAAUUGCAAUCUAAUUUUAAAAAGGACUAGGAUGAAUUAUUUUUGUUAUCCAAUCAACCAUCUUAUCCUUUUGGCAAUUUUUUAAUAUCCAGAUUGUGCGUGAUAGUACAAGACAGAAAGCUUUGGAAUCAUCUGUGGAAAAGUCAGGCACCUUAUUCUAUAGAUGCCCCAUAUUCAAUCCCUUCUAUCCAUCCAUGGAGGCUGGAUUUGUUAGUUCUUGGCGUGUCUUAUUUGCCACUCCUGCAAAACCUAGGUGGCAUUCCACAUAAUGAUGUAUUUGUUUUUUCUGCCAGAGUAGAUGCUAGCAUUAGAAAUUACAGAGAGAGGAUACAUGUAAUGGGGCAUUAGUGUGGCAUUCUUUAUAGGGUGUGAAGGCCUUUCAAAUAUGCAGAUAUAAGGAGUCCACUGUUUUCCCCAGCUGCUCUUCCUGUAUAUUUUAAAGAAAGAAGCAGCAAAUAAUGCAUGCAUGUGUGCUCUACAAUGAUUGCAGUAUCUCUUAGCCAAAUGCAAAUUAUGAUCUUGUCUUUGGGUAUCUUGGUUUAACAAAAAGAGACAAAUAGAGGAUGAAGGAAUUCUGAAGUUCUGGACUCCUAAGAAGCAGGUUCAGAUCUCCCAAAGCAAAAGAACUGAGUCAUGGACUCUACACAUUUAUUUGUCCUUCCCUCCCUUACAAAAAGCAGUAUUCCUCCAUCCUGCCGCUGUAUGUUCCAUUCCCAAACUGUGGAGGAACAUCAGAAGUAUGAGGAACUAUGAGCUGAAGAAAAGUGGAUCCCAUGGUGCACAAACAGAAAACUUGUCAACAACUAAGAGGUGCACCAAUUUGCUGGGGCAGUUCUUGCAGAAUGCACUAUCUGGAAGGGCCCUUGUCAGAUAAUGUUUUCUAGGUAGAGUUAGGGCGCAUACAGACUGAUUAAAAAGACUAGAAAAUACCAAAUUUUUUACUUUAUUUUGGCAAUCUGUACAUGUUCUGAACAUUUCCUGUCAUUAUCCAGUACGAUCAGAGACUUUUUAGACCAGCUUCCAUGGUCAGUUUAUUUUAACCCAAAAUAAAAUCUGAGACUUCUCAAUCAGUCUGGAUGUACCUUUAGACUAGAAAGAUCCUGUACAGUCUUUCAGAAACUCAUGCUUGGUUGUAGGACUGUGAAAGCUAAAACAAUUGAGUGUUCCACAUAUAUGUACUGUUUCUGAUAUCCUAAAGUAUGAUCUGUCUUUUUUCAGUCAUACCGUGAAAGAGUUAUCUCCCUGUUUUGUUGGGAAGCUUGUGUUGAUUUAACCGUUCGCCUUGUUCAUAGCAUAACUGGAACGUAGUGACCACUUUUUAUAUUCCUUCAGUGAAACCUUCAGCAGGUAUAUGCUGUUAAUGGUAGCUAUAGAAGUUUUCUAUAAUAAAUGUUCAAGUAUUUUUGUAUAUAACUGGUUAAUUUUAAUAAGGAAUACAACUAUGGGGUGGGGGAAAGAAGCAAACAGUUGUGUAUGCAGUAUGAUUGUUAUAAUUAUGCCAAAUACUUUAUGUAAGUGAGGGGGGGGUACAGGGAAGACUAUUUGUACAUAUGUGCUUUUAACAAUUCUGCCAUAUUGAUUCUACAACUUUGAAUGUCAGAAAAAUAUAUUAAUAUAUGUUGAAAUAUCUAUGUUUAGCAAAAGUGUUUAUAACUGGAAAAGGAGCAUAUGAAUUUUAGCUUUGUACCUUGCUGAUUUGGAAGUCCUGAGAUUUCUUGAAUUAGCCCUUGCUUUUGAACAUAACAUUUUUGUGUCUGCAUAACCAGAUUUUUGAAGCUCUUAGUUACAUAUUUAUGCUUUUUUAAAAUAAAAAGAAGGAAUUGUAAUUUAAAGAAAGGGUCACAAACUGGAUAACAAAUCCACUUUCAUCCCUCCCUAGCUUAUACAUACAGCUGAAUCAGUGUGUUGCUUGGUACUUCAGCUUAGUCUGAAUCAGUGUUAUUUGCUCCUCGGGUCCAUUUUUAAAAAAAUAUUCAAUAAGCAGAAUUUUACUCAUGUGCACGUAUUACUGACGUCUGACAGCAAAACAUUUUAAUGUAGUUAAAUGUUUACAGAUGGUUAUGCUGGUUGCUGAAGAAACGUAAAUACAAAAUAAAAUGGAUUGGUCUUCAUUGUA